Sesamum indicum (sesame) is the source of this 1793-nucleotide messenger RNA. Its product is annotated as serine hydroxymethyltransferase 2, mitochondrial. Gene Ontology annotation, biological process: tetrahydrofolate interconversion. The record is from RefSeq and is a predicted model, not a curated record. Gene Ontology annotation, cellular component: mitochondrion; cytoplasm. Lineage: Eukaryota; Viridiplantae; Streptophyta; Magnoliopsida; Lamiales; Pedaliaceae. Gene Ontology annotation, molecular function: pyridoxal phosphate binding; glycine hydroxymethyltransferase activity.
CACUUGUGAGUUGUGACUUCCCACAUCACCCACCAACCCCAUCCCACUAAGAUCCCAACCAACACAGCUGAGCGGCUGGCGGGAAUGGCGGCAAUGGCUCUCCGAAGGCUCUCCUCUCUUCGUCCUGUCUCCACCUCCUAUUCGCUUCGUUAUAUGUCUUCAUUCGCGAAUCAAGCUGUUAGCCAGAAGGACAGUUCCAGAAUUACUUGGACGAGACAAUUGAAUGCGCCGCUGGAAGAGGUAGAUCCGGAGAUUGCUGACAUCAUAGAGCUUGAGAAGGCAAGGCAAUGGAAGGGACUGGAACUCAUACCGUCGGAAAAUUUCACAUCAUUGUCGGUGAUGGAAGCGGUUGGAUCAGUUAUGACUAAUAAAUACAGUGAAGGUUACCCUGGCGCGAGAUACUAUGGAGGAAAUGAGUACAUUGACAUGGCAGAGUCAUUGUGUCAGAAGCGUGCCUUAGAGACUUUCAAAUUGGAUCCUGAAAAAUGGGGAGUGAAUGUACAGUCACUUUCUGGAUCCCCUGCCAAUUUUCAAGUGUAUACCGCGCUGCUGAAACCUCAUGAAAGGAUCAUGGCACUUGAUCUUCCUCACGGUGGUCAUCUUUCACAUGGUUAUCAGACUGAUACAAAAAAGAUCAGUGCGGUGUCUAUAUUUUUUGAGACAAUGCCUUACAGACUGGACGAAAGCACUGGCUAUAUUGACUAUGAUCAGCUGGAAAAGAGUGCAGUGCUCUUCAGGCCAAAAUUGAUUGUUGCUGGUGCAAGUGCUUAUGCUCGCCUAUAUGAUUAUGCACGGAUUCGCAAGGUAUGCGACAAGCAAAAAGCCAUCUUGUUAGCAGACAUGGCACACAUUAGUGGGUUGGUUGCUGCUGGUGUCAUCCCAUCACCAUUUGAGCAUGCAGAUGUUGUUACAACCACCACACACAAAUCACUACGUGGGCCACGUGGAGCAAUGAUCUUUUUCAGGAAGGGAGUAAAAGAGAUCAAUAAACAAGGAAAAGAAGUUAUGUAUGACUACGAAGACAAAAUUAAUCAAGCUGUGUUUCCUGGACUUCAAGGUGGACCCCACAAUCACACAAUAACUGCCUUGGCAGUCGCACUAAAACAGGCUAUGACACCAGAAUACAAAGCAUACCAAGAGCAAGUCCUCAGUAAUUGCUCAAAGUUCGCAGAGACUUUGUUAGAGAAAGGCUAUGACCUUGUAUCUGGAGGAACAGAGAACCAUCUCGUCUUAGUGAAUUUAAGAGACAAGGGUAUUGAUGGAUCUAGAGUUGAAAAAGUUUUGGAGGCCGUUCAUAUAGCAGCAAAUAAAAAUACCGUUCCUGGGGAUGUGUCUGCCAUGGUUCCUGGAGGCAUUCGUAUGGGAACCCCUGCUCUCACAUCAAGAGGAUUCGUGGAAGAAGAUUUUGUGAAAGUUGCAGAGUUUUUUGAUGCAGCUGUAAAGUUGGCCCUAAGGAUAAAGGCUGACACAAAUGGAACAAAAUUGAAGGACUUCGUUACUGCUAUGAAGUCAGACGCCCAUCAAUCUGCAAUGUCAAGGUUGCGCAUUGAGGUAGAGGAAUACGCAAAACAAUUUCCCACUAUUGGUUUUGAAAAAGAGACAAUGAAGUACAAGGAUUAAGGCCUAGCCUCGUACUCCACGAGGUGUACUUGGCGUUGAUACACCAGAGAAAAGUGGUUCGAAUAGAACACACGAAGUUAUCCAAACGGUGUCAUCAUUUCAAUUUCCAUUUUACUGCUCAAGUUGUAAAUUAAAUACUAUCGAUUAAAACCAAGCAUCACUUACUUUAUUUA